AUGGCCGCCAUCAACCAAUACCGAGGAUCUUCGGAAUCCCCAGAUCACCACCAGAAAAAUUACGAGAAGGGAUAUGGUUCCGACGAUGUCAAUAUUGCGAGCAGCAAUGAUCUUGGGGAGGAGGUUGGCCACCACCUUCACCGUGGAUUGAAGGCGAGACAGAUUACUAUGAUUGCCAUCGGAGGUGCUAUUGGUACCGGAUUAAUUAUCGGAACUGGAAAGGCAUUGGCGCAAGCCGGUCCUGCGCCCUUGUUCAUCGGAUAUACGGUCGUUGGAUUCUUGUGUUUUUUGGUUAUGGCCGCUCUUGGAGAGAUGGCUUGUUGGCUCCCUCUUGCUUCUGGAUUUACUGGUUACGCGACAAGAUUUGUAGACCCUGCGCUCGGUUUCUGCUUGGGUUGGAAUUAUUGGUUCAAGUAUAUUAUCGUUACACCGAACAAUUUGACAGCUGCAUCGCUUGUCAUCCAGUACUGGGUUCCGAGAGCUAAAGUCAACCCUGGUGUCUUCAUCACCGUAUUCUUGGUCGCCAUCGUCCUCAUCAAUUACUUCGGUGUUAGAUUCUUUGGAGAGUUCGAAUUUUACCUUUCCAGUAUCAAGGUCAUCGUUAUCGUUGGGCUGAUUAUCCUGUCACUGGUCCUUGCAUGUGGUGGUGGACCAAAUGGAGAUGCCACUGGAUUCACGUAUUGGAAAAAUCCUGGCGCAUUCAAUGAGUACAUAUUGAAGGGUUCUGCAGGUCGUUUCCUUGCUUUUUGGAGUGUCUUGACCACAGCUGUGUUUGCUUACUUGGGAACUGAACUCGUUGGAGUUACAGUUGGAGAAGCCGCCAACCCAAGAAAAGUUAUUCCCCGCGCCAUCAAGUUGACUUUCUACCGAAUCCUCCUCUUCUACGUUGUGCUAGUCUUUUUGUUGGGCAUGCUUGUCCCAUACAAUGAUCCCGAUCUCAAGGUGGCGAACGGAAAAUCCAACUCGGCUAAGGCCUCCCCCUUCGUCGUUGCGAUUGUUCUUUCCGGUAUUCCAGCACUUCCAGGAAUCUUGAACGCCUGUAUCUUGAUCUUCGUCUUCUCGGCCGCCAAUUCUGAUCUAUACAUCGCCUCCCGAACUCUGUACGGUCUCGCCCAUGAGAACAAGGCCCCAAAGAUUUUCACUUACACCGACAAACGAGGUGUCCCAGUCGCAGCACUCGGAUUAUCAGUUGCAUUCUGUCUCCUAGCCUACUUGGGAGUAGACACUGAGUCUUACACAGUAUUCGGUUACUUUGUGAACUUGGUCACCAUGUUCGGUCUUUUGACAUGGAUCUCGCUCCUCAUCUCCCACAUCUACUUUGUCCGUGCGCGCAAAGCACAGAACAUUCCCGACUCCGCCCUCGCCUAUGUGGCUCCAUUGGGCGCUGCCGGAUCAUGGGGUGCUUUGGUCUUCUCAAUCUUGAUCGCCUUUUUCAAGGGUUUCCCAAUCUUCUGCUACAAGGUCACCGCUAAGAAGGGAACGACUCCAGUAUUUGACUGGCGUACAUUCAUUACCACUUACCUCGGUAUUCCAUUGUACAUCGCCAUGUUCUUCGGUUAUAAGUACGCGAUGAAGACCACAUUGAUCCGUCCAGAGGAUGCAGACAUGUACACUGGAAAGGCUAGAAUCGAUGCUGAGGAGGCAGAGUACAUUGCCAAGGAGGCUGCUAAGAAGGGUGGACCAGAGACUAAGGGCGAGAAGCUCUACCGUCUUACUCUUGGUUGGUUGUUCUAG
Molecule: messenger RNA, 1734 nt
Organism: Glarea lozoyensis ATCC 20868
Lineage: Eukaryota; Fungi; Ascomycota; Leotiomycetes; Helotiales; Helotiaceae
Exons: 7
Coding region: 1-1734 (577 amino acids)
Biological process (GO): amino acid transmembrane transport
Cellular component (GO): membrane
Molecular function (GO): amino acid transmembrane transporter activity
Source: RefSeq, a predicted model, not a curated record